CAUAAGGUUGCUUGAAACAUGAAAAAUAAAUAUUCAACACUCACACAAACUAUUGUUGUUGUACAUACAUAUUAUAUAGGGAAUAUUACUGGAGUGGCAGUCCUUGGUCGGAUAUGCAUCCGUCUCAUUUCCUCUAAAACAGAACAAAAAACCACUUUAAUGCGAACAAAACCUAUAGAUUUGUUUACAACAAAUUGUCCUACUCUGUAACGCGAUUCUCAAAUUACUAGCGAUCGAGAUUCGUUAUUGUUGUCGAGCGACGUUUGUAGCUUGCAGUAAACACCCUUAGCGACAAAAUUCGUUAAGUACAUCGUUGAAAAAGAUAAUGAUGUUCGUCGUUAACUUCAAAAUAUUAUGUGGCAACUUUGGCUAUUCGCAUUUAUUAUUGGAUAUUUAUAAUCUGAAAGAGAUAAUUUAAAACAUUUAUUCGUUGGCGAUUUCGUGAAUGAAAUUAAUAAAAAACAACAAAAAUGAAUAAAAGAAGCCGUGGUGGAAGGACGAGGCUAGAGCAAUACAAUAAAAUGAUCGACUUUUUUUUGGAAAACAAAGGUCUGGCGGAUGGGAAGUUUAGUACCAUUCACGGACAGAUCAAGGCUUCUCAGAAAUGGGCGGAGCUAGCAAAGUUACUUAAUAGCGUAAAUGGGGCAGAAAAAUCUGCAGCUCAAUGGCAGGUGGCUUGGCGUGAUUUGAAAAGUCGUACAUCGUUGAAGGCAAGACAAAGGAGAAAAGGAAUGGCUGCCACUGGAAACAUUAAAGCAACACUCACAGAACUGGAACAAAGAGUGUUGAGCUUACUAGGCAUGGAUUAUGUCAAAGGAAGCAGUCAAUGUUUUAAAAUUAUUCCUGAAGAUGAUAAUCUGCAAAUGGCUUUAGAAGAUGAGAAUACAGUGGUCUCAAAUGAGGCGGAAGUCCAGACUACAGAGCUCACUACACUAAAAAACGAUGUCGAUAUGCCCAACCCAAUGAGAGCAAAUAAGCGAAACGCCGAACAUGAAAAUGCAGGAGACAAUUUCGCAAAAAUUGCAACGCAUCAGGCAGAAACAAUGCUAAUGCAGGCUGAAGCCGCCAAAAUACAUGCCGAGUCAGCAAAAUUGCAGGCAGAGGCAAUGCUGCUGCAAGCGCAAGCGUUUGAUCGAGUGGCAUCAUCUCUCGAAAAACUAACUAAUGAUAUACGCAUAUUUAUUAAAAAAUAAAUGAAACAAAAAGUGUAAUAAUAUA
Anastrepha ludens (Mexican fruit fly) is the source of this 1218-nucleotide messenger RNA. RefSeq lists its product as uncharacterized. The coding region runs from base 471 to 1193 and encodes 240 amino acids. Lineage: Eukaryota; Metazoa; Arthropoda; Insecta; Diptera; Tephritidae. The record is from RefSeq and is a predicted model, not a curated record. The transcript has 4 exons.